UCAUGCAAAUGGCCUAUUGCUGCUAAUUAGUGCAAAAUGUUGCAUGCUUUCAGCAUUUGUAAUCUAUAGAAUAUAUAGCCUCCUAUGCACCAUAGCACCUGCUUUUAGUGUUGUCAUGCAAGGCUCACUCYUCUAAGUAGUGAAGUUCAGAUUAUGGUGCAGUUAUUUGUUUCAACGGCAUUAGAUUGCUGCUGAAUACUGCCAGGAAUCGAGGUACUGUCCAGAGUUAUAGGUUCAUGAUAGGUAACAAAAUAUUAUUCUUAUAUAGUAUAAUUCUUAGGGCAGAAGGUGGGGUCAAAGAUUGCAGUAGUGGGGUACUGGUGGGUUGUUGGAAUCUUAGUUGCAGUCCUGAGACCUCGAGAAAAAUCAUUCUCGUAACGUAAAUAAGAGUGAAAUACGUAAAAAAAAAUAUACAGAAACCUUUGCUCUAUUCAAAACUGAAAAUAGAUCAAUAGUGAUGUUGUUUUAGAGAAAAGACGGAUGGUAGAUUGGGCUCCCUGUGGUGAAUGUAAUAUCGUACUCGAUAGAUUGCAUUACAUUUCUUGCAACAAGAUGGACGCCUCGAUAACCAGAAACGACCCCGRAGCCACAUCAUUAAACCCUGCUAGUAAUGGCUAUCAAGAAUCUGAGAAGUCGUUACUCCUAGAGGAUCCAAGUGAAAGCUACUCGACGUUACCGAACCAAAGCGAAUCGAAAGAAGACUUCCCUAACACGCUAGAAAUAGAUAGAAGUCAAUACUUGGAGAACACUACUUCGAUAACAGCAAGCCUAAUGCAUGUGAUUAAAGGGAAUCUAGGAAUAGGGUCGUUGAGUUUACCUUUCGCUAUGAUGAAUGCAGGACUUCUGGCUGGUCCCAUUUUGCUGAUAGUUGUGGCUGUUACCUCUAUUCAUUGUAUGAGGCUUUUAGUUCAAUGCAGUCAUGUCCAUUCUGACAGAAAGAAGGAUAUUUUCCAAACUUAUGCUGAUGUCGCAGAAUCGUGCAUUGGUCAGUAUUACCCAAGGAAAUCUUACAUUGGAAGGAUAAUUGUCAACACAUUUCUUGUCAUAUCUAUGCUGGGAUUUUGCUGUAUAUAUCUCUUGUUUGUCGCCGAGACACUUAAGCAGACAUUCCAUGGUCAUUUUGAUGUAAAUGUCAAACUAUGGGUCGCCAUCAUUCUUCUACCCGUUCUUCUAAUGUCUUAUAUUCGUACAUUGAAAGUUAUUGCUAUCAUGUCGACGAUUUCUAACGUCUUAUAUGUGAUCGGUACUGUGUGUGUCCUUGUUUAUGCCGCAAGGACGAUAAAAGAUCCGAAAGAUUUGCCGCUUUUUGCAGGAUGGAAGACCUUACCUCUUACGUUCGGGUCUGUGGUGUUUACUUUUGAAGGGAUCGGUGUGAUCCUUCCUGUAGAAAACAUGACGGCUCUUCCUCGCUAUUUCUACUUGGUUCUCAAUGUUGGUAUGGGUAUCGUGACUCUAAUCUAUCUUCUUAUGAGUGUACUAGGGUAUUUAUCGUGUGGGACACAAUGUCUUGGUAGCUUUACACUCAAUCUACCAAACACACCGUACUAUACAGCAGUUAAGUUGGUUUUCGCUUGUUCAGUCCUGCUGACAUACUUUAUCCAAUUUUACGUGCCGAUGACUAUUAUUAUUCCUCCCAUUCAGAAGAGAAUAUCCGAACAGUACAAAACCCUAGUGGAUUAUGUGGUUCGUACSCUCACGGUGUUAUUAACGGCUGGUCUAGCAGUUGGUAUACCCCAGCUUGGUGACCUGAUCUCUCUAGUGGGUGCUAUUGGUAGUACAUCCCUUGCUCUCAUCUUACCUGCUGCUAUCCAUAUCCUUACGUUUCAUUAUGACAACACUCUUACCAGGCUYGUGUUUGGUAAAGACUUGUUCAUCAUCGUAUUUGGAGUCCUGGGAGCUGCAGCCGCAUUGUUUGCCACUAUUGUGGAUAUCGUGAAAAAUUUUCGGGCAUGAUAGUAAUAUCUUUUAGCUUGGGCUCAGUGCCUUCCUUAGUCUCCUCAGCAGCUUAUUGUCGUGUUUGCCCGAAAGCUUCGCYGACCGAUAGGAAAAACGUCUGCUAAGGAGACUGCUUUCCUUUGCUUUCCCUGUUUCACACCACACUUUAUUCCCUUGUGUAUUAUUUCUUUGCUUUCUAGAAACGCUUACGGGGAACAUACAUAGAGGGUAUUACACGGUGGCGCGAAGAUAUGAAGUUUAUCUUGGAGUGGUGAAAAAUAUUUUUCAACACGAGAAGAUAAACUUCAUAUCUUCAAGAGAACGUGUAAUUUUCUUUUUAUUAUAUAUAGACAAAUCCACAAAUAAAAACUCUUUUAACGCGCCUCAAGUGAGCGGGAAAAAAUCGCAAGUGACGUCAUCGAUAUCCUCGCUAGUGAAGAUAUGGAAAAUAUAUUACUCAGGUCCCUGAUGUAGUUUGUAUGAAAAAUACGAGUGGCGUAUAUUUCCCAGUAAAACGUGAUGGGAAUGGCUGGCUGACCUCAAGAAAGAUUUAAGGAACAAACUGGAUUUUCCUCUCACAUUUUCGACAUCAUCCAUGCGAUCUCAACAUCCGCUCAUCAAAAAGGGGUAUUUUCUUUGAUCUGCAUGAAAAUAAUACGCAAAGAGUCUACGCCAAGUAUAUGAUAAUGUUGGUUAAGCAUUAACUUUAAAUUUAAGACYUACUGAUACAUUUUUAACUAUCUAUGUUCGAUUAUACUCAAAGCAUUCACAAUACAAGGUUUUUUAAAAACUCUUUCGUAAUACAGCUAUUUUAAAAAGGUUUUUAAYGCCUCUUUUAUCCAAAUCAUCAGUAGGUUUAUAAAUACAGGUUUUUUUUAUCCUACCCUAUCCCUAAGCUGGCUCAGUGUGUUUCAUCCACCAUAGUUUUUAUAAAACUUAUGGCCGAAGAUAGAUUUAUAUUAUUUUAUUUUUGCUAUUUUAUUUUGGUGUUUUUCUCCACAUUUUUUGAGUAGUGUUUAYUUCUCAUCUUAUCUCUUUCCAGAADUCACUAAAGUGAGUAGCGUCGUCUAGCCGGCAUUUUAAGCUCACAAACCAGACAAAGACUCGGUAAUAGCUAUAUAUUAGAUUCCUUUAUCUUUUAGCUCAUCUUCCGGCUUGGUGCACUAGGAUUUCCUACGCAAAAAGGAAAGUAUAAGGAUCAUUCUUCAUCCAUAUUAUGUGCCUUAAGCUACUUCCUCGAUUAACCAAUGACAAGYAGACUGGGGCGAAAUUGAUUGGUAAAACACACAUAAUACUUCUCUAUUGCAUGUAAUUUGCCAGCCAUAAAGAGACAACUGCUUUCCUAUGGCGAAGAAAAUUACUUGGGAAGACAUUAAUAUGUCAUAGUAAUACUUUUCUAUAGAUCGUUUUCUCAAGGUUGCGUGCGCAUCCAAAUUUAARACGGCCCACGAUACCAGAAUACAAAGUUCAUGAUGAGUAUUGAUGCUGCAUUGUAUGAAUKUUUUCGAUAAGAAUAAUGAAAUUGAUUAUUCAUAAGUAUAAAA
Molecule: messenger RNA, 3479 nt
Organism: Actinia tenebrosa (Australian red waratah sea anemone)
Lineage: Eukaryota; Metazoa; Cnidaria; Anthozoa; Actiniaria; Actiniidae
Product: proton-coupled amino acid transporter 1
Biological process (GO): amino acid transmembrane transport
Cellular component (GO): vacuolar membrane
Molecular function (GO): L-amino acid transmembrane transporter activity
Source: RefSeq, a predicted model, not a curated record